Messenger RNA from Exophiala viscosa, 1716 nucleotides. RefSeq names its product fungal-specific transcription factor domain-containing protein. The record is from RefSeq and is a predicted model, not a curated record. The transcript has 3 exons. Bases 1 to 1716 code for a protein of 571 amino acids. NCBI's taxonomy places the organism in Eukaryota, Fungi, Ascomycota, Eurotiomycetes, Chaetothyriales, Herpotrichiellaceae.
AUGCAAGACAUCAAACAUCAAGUCAAGGAGAGUUAUAGGCGUCGACGCACUCGGAGCUCUGGUACUACGCGCUUGCACAGCUCUUCGUCGCAGCGAAAUAGGCACGAGUGCAAUGCAAGUUUCUUCAAUCAAUUACCCUCAAACGCUCUUGCAACCUUCGCGUCGUCGGUAUCGCCGUCUUCGAUAUGGCCUCAGGAAAAUCCUGUGGCAUCAGACGGUAGCUCGGAGUCUUCUUAUUCCCAGCACAACAGGGCCUCGGAGAACGAGGAUCGACUGAAUGCAUUUGACGCAUACUUUGUAGUGGACAACGCACGUUCUGGGACGCAGAAUGCACAAGCCUAUGCGCCGGGCCCGGAAUGCAAGGGUAAUAAUGACCCAGGAACCGGGGAGGGUGAGGAAGAGCCGAAUCGGGACCAGGCUUCAUUUGACUCUGACGAACGAGGCCUGGACCUUAUUAUGUACUAUCUGGAUUUCAUCUAUCCCAGGCUGGUUCCGUAUCUGGAACUAUCCGCAGGGGGCAAUGGCAGAGGUUGGCUUCUCAAUCUUUUCCUCCGGACCAAACCCCUGUACACGGCCGCCAUCUGCCUGAGCGCGUGCGACAAGGCGCAAUUUGUCCUCGGACCGCUCAGCGACAUACCACAACCGAACCACGACUUGGAGAUGCAGCAUUUGCAAAGCGUUGCCGGUCUGCGCACUCACCUCUACCAGUUGUCCAAGAAGGCGGGCGCAAGUCAACUGGCAGCCGGGGUGGAAGCACUGGCCUGUAUCAUGCAUUUGAUUCUCUUCGAGCUCUGGAUCCCACGUAAAGGGCUCAUGAACGACUGGGUAAUGCACCUCGACGCGGCCAGUGCUCUGCUGUCAUCCCUUGACCAGGCUGCAUCGCUGGUAUCUGACGGCUCGCCCAACUCCAAUGGGUCGGACAUGAUCGAACCCGAGGUCAAAUGCGAUAUCCCCAUCCAUCUUCUCUCCGAAGGGGAAAAGUCGGCCUUUGAAUUCUUCCUCGGCAUGUACACUUACUGCUUCAUAAACGCCACCGCCAGCCUUGGCUUCACCCCUCAGUCUGCGCAAUCGAUCGCUCGACUUCGCGCCUUGUACCACCAGUGGCCGAACAAACUGAGCACCGCGCUCGGAUGCGAAGACUGGGUCAUGCUCACCCUCCUCGACAUUGCUGUCCUCAAGGAUUGGAAGCAGAAAGAAUCCAAAGCCGGCACACUGAGCCUGAGAGACUUGAAUCACCGCGCCAACAUCAUCGAAGGUCGCCUUCUGGACGGCCUGGCAAAGGUCGAGCACCCACUGCCUGCUUCGGCAUCGUUCAUACAGGAAGGCACACGCAUGGUCACCAAUACCUAUAUCAAUGGUGCCCUGGUUUACCUCCACGUCGUUGUGUCGGGAUUCUACCCGCACAUCCCAGAGAUACGGCAAAGUGUUUUGCGGACGCUACAGGCGCUGGAAUAUAUGCGUGAGCAUUCGAGGGUCAAUUUCCCCUCCUGGCCUUACUGCGCCGCUGGCUGCUUGGCUUUGGAAUCGGAAUACCCUCGCUUCCGUGCGCUGGUGCCUCCGUUCGAAAAGGGUAAACAUCCUCUAGUUCUGUCCAGAUGGACGCUGGAAAUAAUCGAGGAAUGUUGGAACACUCGAGCUUCGCAGCCGCCAGGUAAAGAGACGUGUAGUUGGGUCACAGCUAUGAAUCAUUUGGGGACUAGACUAUUGCUCUUGUAA